GCGGGGCACGACGGGAUGGUGGCGCCGGGAAUUGGCGGCCGCCGACGAGGGGGAGCUGCGAUGGCGGCGCCGCCGCUGCCGGGGCUGCUCGUUCUUAUCCUGCUGCUCCUCUCGGUGACGGCGGCGGGGAGCGGCGCGACGCCCGCCUGGGACCCGGCCGGUUACCUGCUCUACUGCCCCUGCAUGGGUCGCUUCGGGAACCAGGCCGAGCACUUUUUGGGAGCCCUGGCCUUCGCCCGCGCCCUCAACCGGACCCUGGCCGUGCCGCCUUGGAUCGAGUACCGGCACCACCGCCCGCCCUACACCAACCUGCAUGUCCCCUACUCGGAGCACUUCAGGCUGGAGCCGCUCCAGCGGUACCACCGCGUCCUCAGCCUGGAGCAGUUCAUGGAGCACCUGGCCCCCCUGCACUGGCCGCCCGGACGGCGGGUGGCUUAUUGCUUCGAGGCGGCGGCGCAGAGGAGCGCGGACAAAAGCACUUGUCCCAUGAAGGAUGGAAACCCGUUCGGUCCAUUCUGGGAUCAGUUCCAAGUGGAUUUUGAUAAGUCUGAGCUCUUCAAGGGAAUUUCCUUCAGUCCUGCUUACAAGGACCAUUGGAUCCAAAGGUUUCCACCCUCUGAGCACCCUGUCCUUGCCUUACCUGGAGCUCCAGCCCAGUUCCCUGUCUUGGAGGAGCACCGGCCCCUCCAGAAGUACAUGGAGUGGUCUGAUGGAAUGGUGAAGAAGGGAGAAGCCUAUAUCCAGUCUCUGCUGGUCCGGCCCUACGUUGGGAUUCACCUGAGGAUCGGCUCGGACUGGAAAAACGCCUGCAACAUGUUGAAGGACGGGACGGCCGGGCCUCACUUCAUGGCUUCACCCCAGUGUGUGGGCUACGACCGGAGUGCUGCGGUGCCUCUCACCAUGGACAUGUGCCUGCCAGACCUCAGGGAGAUCAAGCGUGCUCUCAAGGUCUGGGUGACAAAGAUUGAAGCUAAAUCCAUUUAUAUCGCUACUGAUUCCGAGCCCUACACAACGGAAAUACAGCAGUUCUUCCAAGGAAAGCUCAAGGUUGUCAGCUUGCAGCCAGAAGUGCCUCAGGUUGAUCUGUACAUCCUUGGCCAGUCUGAUCACUUCAUCGGGAACUGCGUCUCUUCCUUCACCGCCUUUGUGAAAAGAGAACGUGACAUCCACGGGAAACCCUCCUCGUUUUUUGGCAUGGACCACCCCCCCAGGUUACGGGAUGAGUUCUGAGCAAAGGAGGAACAGGCUCUGUGGUUCUCAGGGCUGUGAGCUCAGCCCUUGGUGCUGCAGGUUCCCCCGUGUGCAGUCACUGCCGGGCUGCCCACACCUGCUCCUGCCCUCUGACGCUCCUCACGGUCAUUUCUAGACUGUUCUCUCUGACAUCUCCUGUAUUUCCAACGUGAGGUCAGAUAGAAGUUUUAAAUCCUAUAGUUUAUAGGGAACUAUAAACUACAUAUAGUUUUUUAAGAUGUAGUUUUUUAUAGCUCUCCAUUCUCACUCUUGGGGGUUCACCAGCGAUCAUGAUGAAGCAGCUGCUCAGAUUUCCUCUUCUUUUUUUUAAUGUUAAUUCUUAACUCUUACCCAGAGAUGUUUUGAAGCUUCUUGCUCAAAGCUGACCAUAAUUGGUUCUUUUAAUUGCAAAAGUAUUGUCAGGCAUAUCAGGAUCCCUGGAAAGGGUGUGCAAGGUGAAGCUCAGAGCUGAAAAAGCUCUGAGUUUAUUGAGGGCAGCUGUUGCCUUACCAGAUGCCUGUCGCUUUAGUGCCUCAGUGUCCCUUUCCCUGUCCAAAGAGAUUCCAUUCCCAGUGCUGGGGGGCCCUGGAUCCCUUCAGCAGUGCUGGAGGAGCAGAGUGGGGCACAGUGGCAGCUGCCUCUUCAGCCUCUACGUCGACAUGGGGGAAGGCACAUGCAGGGACACAGGAGAUCUGUCACAGCCAGGCCAGAGGUGGAGAUUUAGGGCUUGUAGCUUUGUAGCUGUUGAUGUCGGUGAGGUCUGUGGGAGGAGCGAAACUUUGAGCCAGGAUUAUUAAAGUAGCUGUAGUGGGGUUGGGUACGUCGUGCUUGGGUCUAUGGUAGUGGUUUCUGUUUGGUUUUGUACUUUAUAAAAUAACCCCUCUGAGAGCAUCACCCUUGUCUGGGGGGCAGUUCCCAGGGGAGAUAACUCCAGAAAGUUACUGUUCGUUGAUGGGGAAGCAGCAGCCCAGACCUCUCCGUUUGGCCCAGUACAGUUUGGUGCUGGUAACACUGACAAUCCCAACAUGGUGAGACUCAACUUGACCAAUGCCUUUUGGUGCUUCUGUGACUUCAUUUUUUUGGUCCAAAGACUGAAUACAGAACUGUUCCUUUUUUAAAAAUGCCACUUGUGUGAGUCUGUGGUACUAGAGCUGCUGUCUCUAGUGCCCUGCUGUGGUCCAGACAGUGCUGUUAUGGGGGUUUAACUCUACAUAUCUUUUUUUAUGGUGGUCUUUUCCUCCUUGGAGUCACUCUUGAGCAUUAAGGAGUUUGAAGGCUGAAGGAAGGGAGCAAAAAAGGGCUAAUUGAGACGAUCCCCCAGGUGUCAGGGUGGCAAAGGCUCAUCUCUUAUUUCCUCAGGGCUGGGUUCAAAAAUCAUGGGAUUUGGGGGAAAAUCAUUGGUUUUGGGGCCUCUGGGAGCCGGGCUUCUGGAGACCUUGCUCCUCCUUGGUGUUUCGUACAGUUUACUGAUCUUGAGUGGUGCCCUCAGGGCUGCCAUGCCUUGCUUCGGAGCAAGGGGAGCCUUGCCCUGCACUGUUGGGAAGACGAAGUAUUAAAACGUUAGGGGUGGGGUAUUUUUAGAAAAUAAUUAAAAAAGAAAAAAAAAGGUAUUUUUUUGUACUAAUAAAAAUUUGAUUUUCUAUUCA
Messenger RNA from Pipra filicauda (Wire-tailed manakin), 2876 nucleotides. It is a transcript of the gene POFUT1, whose product is annotated as protein O-fucosyltransferase 1. Gene Ontology annotation, biological process: Notch signaling pathway; protein O-linked glycosylation via fucose; regulation of Notch signaling pathway. Gene Ontology annotation, molecular function: peptide-O-fucosyltransferase activity. The record is from RefSeq and is a predicted model, not a curated record. Gene Ontology annotation, cellular component: endoplasmic reticulum. Lineage: Eukaryota; Metazoa; Chordata; Aves; Passeriformes; Pipridae. Bases 16 to 1230 code for a protein of 404 amino acids. The transcript is spliced from 7 exons.